AUGCCUGUCUCCAUCCAGCUGCCGCCCCCUGUGCCCCUGAUCCCGGAGCUGCAGAAGCCGCUGUGCCAGCAGGUCUGGUACCACGGGGCCAUCCCGCGCUCGGAGGUGCAGGAGCUGCUGAGCUGCAGCGGGGACUUCCUGGUGCGGGAGAGCCAGGGCAAGCAGGAAUAUGUGCUCAGCGUGCUGUGGGACGGGCAGCCCCGGCACUUCAUCAUCCAGGCUGCCGACAACAUGUACCGGCUGGAGGGUGAAGGCUUCCCCACCAUCCCGCUGCUCAUCGAGCACCUCCUGCAGAGCCAGCAGCCCAUCACCCGGAAGAGUGGGAUCAUCCUGGCCAGGGCCGUGCCCAAGGACAAAUGGGUGCUCAACCAUGAGGACGUGCUGCUGGGAGAGCGCAUCGGCCGAGGUAACUUUGGGGAGGUGUUCAGUGGCCGCCUGCGUGCCGACAACACUCCUGUGGCUGUGAAAUCCUGCCGGGAAACCCUCCCGCCUGAGCUCAAGGCCAAGUUCCUGCAGGAAGCCAGGAUCCUCAAGCAGUACAACCACCCAAACAUCGUCCGGCUCAUUGGCGUCUGCACCCAGAAGCAGCCCAUUUACAUUGUCAUGGAGCUUGUGCAGGGGGGAGACUUCCUGAGCUUCCUGCGCAGCGAGGGGCCCCACCUGCGGGUGAAGGAGCUGAUCAAGAUGAUGGAGAAUGCUGCUGCUGGCAUGGAGUACCUGGAGAGCAAGCACUGCAUCCACAGGGACCUGGCUGCUCGCAACUGCCUGGUGACAGAGAAGAAUGCCCUGAAGAUCAGCGACUUCGGGAUGUCGCGGGAGGAGGCAGAUGGUGUCUACGCCUCCACAGGGGGGAUGAAGCAGAUCCCCGUCAAGUGGACUGCCCCCGAAGCACUCAAUUAUGGCCGAUACAGCUCUGAGAGUGAUGUCUGGAGCUUUGGGAUCCUCCUGUGGGAAGCCUUCAGCCUGGGUGCCGUCCCCUAUGCCAACCUCAGCAACCAGCAGACACGAGAGGCAGUGGAGCAGG
Messenger RNA from Phaethon lepturus (White-tailed tropicbird), 1024 nucleotides. Its product is annotated as tyrosine-protein kinase Fes/Fps-like. The annotation marks the transcript as partial. Gene Ontology annotation, molecular function: ATP binding; protein tyrosine kinase activity. The record is from RefSeq and is a predicted model, not a curated record. The transcript is spliced from 8 exons. Lineage: Eukaryota; Metazoa; Chordata; Aves; Phaethontiformes; Phaethontidae. Gene Ontology annotation, biological process: chemotaxis; protein phosphorylation; regulation of mast cell degranulation.